Molecule: messenger RNA, 955 nt
Organism: Hypanus sabinus (Atlantic stingray)
Lineage: Eukaryota; Metazoa; Chordata; Chondrichthyes; Myliobatiformes; Dasyatidae
Product: C4b-binding protein alpha chain-like
Exons: 8
Coding region: 176-955 (259 amino acids)
Source: RefSeq, a predicted model, not a curated record
UCGUGUAAGCAAUGCAGAAGUUAUCCUUGAGUCCACUACCAAGGGUAGCAAAGCCCGCUAUUCCUGCCAUCCAGGGUAUGUAUUAAAUGGCCGUCCACUCCUGACAUGUACUGAUGGAGUCUGGACUGGGAGGCCACCUCGGUGCUUGGAAAAAUCUUGUGGAAGUCCAGGAGAGAUGUUGAACGGACGGUACAAUGCGACAGGCAACACGUUUGGAGCCACAGUCACAUUUUACUGUGACGAGGGGUAUCAGAUUGUUGGUAGAAAUUACCGGCUGUGUGAAGAGAAUGGAUGGUCAGGAGGUGUCCCAAGUUGUCAGCCUGUCACAUGUGCAGAUCUUCCACCAAUUGCCAAUGGAUUUGAACCAACUUCACCCAACGGCGAGUACUGGGAAUCUGGAUCAGUGGCCAAGUUUUCAUGUAUUGGUGACUACUCGUUGAUCGGUGCAAAGUCACUUAUUUGUUUAUCUUCUGGGCGAUGGAGCGACGACCCCCCGACAUGCAGAGAUGUAAGAUGUUUUGUUCCGGACGCUCCUACAAAUGGCCGCAUCAGAUCGAGUCCUCGGAGUGUACUGAAAUAUGAGGAGGAAGUACUGUUCGAAUGUGAUCGCGGUUUUGAAAUUGUUGGCAGCAACCUUAUCAAGUGCAAUGAGAACAGUCAAUUCAGCGAUGAUCCACCAACCUGUCAGUUUAAUGGAUGUAAAAAACCCCAAAGAAUUGCUUAUGGAUUUAUCAAGAGUGAUAAGGAAAUAUAUACAAAAUAUGAGACUGUCACAUUUACCUGCAGAACUGGUUAUAAGCUGUUUGGCAGUGAGACCCUUCUUUGUGUGGGGAAGUGCAUCCAACUGCAAAUCCUCACUGCUAAGGUCAAGGAACUGGACCUGGAGUUGGAGCUGGAUGCACUCAGGGCCACCCAGGAGGCUGAAUACCCCCUGAGGUUGUCAAACCCAGAGUAG